AUUUAGAGGCACUUCCACUCCAGGGGCUUGAGGUUCCUGCCAUGUUUUUCCUCGUGGUGGGUAGUCGUCCUGCGUUUCGGAGACCUUUACUAACUUUCUGGACCUGUGUUUUGGACCUGUAACGACCAGGACAUCGAGUUAGUGGAAAGAAGUCGCAGCGCAAACGGAGUUCGGAUGACACAAUAUUGGCAGCGAUACCACAGAAGUGGUGAGGAGUCCUUCCCGUGCAGCAUGUCAAGAGGCCAGUGAGUUUGGCGUUCCGAGGACUCUGUGUAUCUCAGGACUCUGUACAUCACCAGAAGUAGGACGAAAAAUGAGCAGGUUCAUGGAAGCAGUGACAUUCAAGGACGUGGCUGUGGUCUUCACUGAGGAUGAGCUGGGGCUGCUAGACCCUGCCCAGAAGAAGCUGUACCGAGACGUGAUGGUUGAGACCUUCCGGAACCUGGUGUCAGUGGGAGACAAGAACCCAAGGCAGGUGGAGACUGUUCUACAAGCAGGAGCACACGAGGACCUUUCCAGCUUGCAUAUCUGGCAACAAAUUGCAAGUGACUUAACCAGGUGUCAAGAUUCCAUGAUAAAUAGGUCUCAGUUCUACAAACAAGGUGAUUCACCCUCUCCAGUUGUAGGAGGACUAUCUAAUAUUCACACAGGAGAGAAACCUAACCCGUGUAAUGAGUAUACAAAAACUGUCAAUGAUGUCUCCAGCUUUGAUCUUCAUCAGCGAUUAUACUCAGAAGAGAAGUCUCUCACAUGUAGUGAGUGUGGAAAAAGGUUCCGUUAUAUCUCAGUUCUUCGUAAUCAUCAGAGAGUUCACAUGAGAAAGAACUGCCGUAACCAUGAUAAGUGUGAUAAGGAAGUUAGUCAGAGCUCACAUCUGCAGAGUCAUCUGAAUGUCCAUACUAUAGAGAAUUUGCACAAUUGUGAGGAAUGUGGAAAACACUUCAGACAGAGAGCAACACUUAAUGUUUAUCGCAGAGAUCACACAGGAGCGAAACCGUACAAUUGUGAGGAAUGUAGGGGGGAUUUUCUGUACCCUUGGCUUUUUAAGGAACAUCAGAAAAUCCACACUGAGGAGAGACCAUUCAAAUGUGAUACAUGUGGUAAGAACUUUUGUCAUAGAGCACAACUUAAUACUCACUGCAGGAUCCAUACAGGAGAGAAACCUUACAAAUGUGAUGAGUGUGGGAAGAGCUUCAGGGUCAAUUCACAACUUCUGUCCCAUCGCAAAGUCCACAGUGGAGAAAAACCAUUCAAAUGUGAAGAUUGUGGGAAGUACUUCAGUAGAAAAUCAAAUCUUCAAACUCAUCGUAGAAUCCACACAGGAGAGAAACCCUAUAAUUGUGAGGAAUGUGGUAAGGGCUUCAGGCAGGCUGUACAUCUUUUGAUCCAUCAGAGUGUCCACAGUACAGACAAGCCAUUCAAAUGUGAAGAGUGUGGGAAGUACUUCAGUACUAGAGCAAAUCUUCGAGUUCAUUGUAGAAUCCACUCAGAAGAUAAACCCUAUAAAUGUGAGGUGUGUGGGAAGGGCUUCAGACAGGCUUCACAACUUUUGACCCAUAAAAGGGUCCACAGUGGAGAAAAACCCUUCAAAUGUGAAGAGUGUGGGAAGAGCUUCUCUCAGAAUUCAGUCCUCCAAAGCCAUCAAAGAGUCCACACUGAUGAAAAGCCAUACAGAUGUGAACAGUGUGGGAACAGCUUCAGAUGGAGCAAAAAUCUUAGCAUGCAUUGGAGGGUCCACACAGGAGAGAAACCAUAUAAGUGUGGAGAGUGUGGCAAGUACUUCAGUCAGGCCUCAAGUCUUCAAUAUCAUAAGAGUGUCCACACUGGAGAGAAACCGUACAAAUGUAAUGUGUGUGAUAAAGUCUUUAGUCGAUCUUCACAACUACAGUCUCACCAGAGAGUUCACACUAGGGAGAAACCUCAGUAGUAUGAGAUUUGUGGUAAAAGCUUCAGUUGGAGAUCAAAUCUUUUAAAUCAGAAAAUGCAUGCUGUUGUUAAAUUUUCUGAAAGUGAUAAUAGUGAUAAGAACAGAAUCCUCACAGGAAAGAAUUCUACUUAAUGAAGAUUUUAAAAAACUUAUGUACACCCUGAAUCUUGUAAUCAAGUUUCAAAAGAGAUAACAUUUGUUUAAUAAAAUUUAAUAGAACUUUAAUAAAAGUCUGACUUUCAGCAAAGCACACAUGGGAGAACCUUUAUAAGUGGUGCAGUAAGGGCUUCAGUCAGAAUGUUGGAAUUUAUGAGGUAUCACUCAAGAGAUAGGGCUUGGGAGGAAUAAGGGUUUGAUGUGGUCUUUAACAAAAGUAUAGUGAUGGGCAUUCCAAAAUUGAUAGCCACUAGAAUGUAAGCUCUGUCAUAGCAGGGACUUUGCUGCUUAUUCUUUGUAGGUAUGUUCAAUGCUUAUUUCUUAAAUGAAUGAAACAGAGUCAAUGUACAAUAUUUGAAAUUUUUAUUCAGAAAGGAUACUGGUAAAAAUGAAUAGCCAAGAAAGCAAACAUUAGUUUAAAUGUGGAAAACUACUCAGUAUUGUAAUCUGCAGUAUUAAUAGGGUAGUAACAUUUUGGAAACUAGGCCUGAUGGCACAGUAUUUAAGUGCUCAGCUUCUAAACAAAAGGUUGGUGGUUGGAAUCCACCAAUGGAGCUGGUGUAGUAAAGCCCUGAUGAUCUGCUCCCGUAAAGAU
This is a messenger RNA of Trichechus manatus latirostris (Florida manatee), 2678 nucleotides long. Its product is annotated as zinc finger protein 234-like. Gene Ontology annotation, biological process: regulation of DNA-templated transcription. The transcript has 5 exons. The record is from RefSeq and is a predicted model, not a curated record. NCBI's taxonomy places the organism in Eukaryota, Metazoa, Chordata, Mammalia, Sirenia, Trichechidae. Bases 314 to 1927 code for a protein of 537 amino acids.